CCAACAAAUGACAUUUAAUUUCCUCAAUUAGAAAAGAAGCAAGCGUUCUACUUUUUUUGCAAACCUAAGUACCGCCUGCGUCUUGGAGGAGGAUGACUAUCGCCAUGGAGAAGUCCAAAAACUUUCGCAUUGACGCGCUGCUGGCGCAUGAUUCAGACAGGAGGACGGACAGGGACUGCGUGUCCCCGAGACUGUUUCACAACAGGAGCCCUGAUAUUAGUCCAGCGUCGACGCGCGGCUCAGAUUCGCCCUCUUCUCAUCCAAAGUAUCCAAUCUCAUCUCCAGCCCAGCUGUCUGCUGUGUCCAAGCCGCAUCUCUUCAACCUGUCUCCGUCUGGAUUCACGGCUCUGCAACAAGUCGGUCUUAUUGGAAUGCAUCCGGGGUCCAUGUAUCCGCUGGCGGGCCUCGGAGGCCAGCACCCUGCCUUGAUGUAUCCAGCCUUUGCGCAGCUGGUUCAGCCUCAUCCSGAGCACACGAAGGGAGGCGGCAUGGCCACGAUGCUUCCAGUGGAUCCCUGGGUCAGAGGAGGAAUGGUGAUGCCAAGAUUUGGAGAGUAUGUAGUACCAGGUCAGGCAGCCUUACUGGGGAAGUGUCGAAGGCCCAGGACAGCUUUCACCAGUCAGCAGCUGCUGGAACUGGAAAAUCAGUUCAAGCUCAACAAGUACCUGUCCAGGCCCAAACGCUUCGAGGUGGCCACCUCGCUCAGGYUGACGGAGACUCAGGUGAAGAUCUGGUUCCAGAACAGACGCAUGAAGUGGAAGAGAAGUCGCAAAGCGAGGGAUCAAGUYACUGCAACAUCUGACGAUACAAUGGACAUACAGAGUCUCAAACAUCAUCAUAUCUCCCUCAGCUCAAGCCUGGAAGAUGAGAGUCAGAGAGAGAUGGAGGAUGAGUUUGGAAUAGAAGAAAUGAAACAGCUGAGCAAAGCAUCUUUGAGCUCUGUCACCUUCACAAGAUACAGAGGAGGAGAUGGUGGGGCAGGGAUCUACACUUCUUACUCUGAGGAAGAGAUUGAGGAAGGUCUUCCAAGAGAAAGAAGUGGAAGUUCUUCAUAGGAUGAAUUUGUGGAUGUGUGCUUACUAUAUGUUUAUUUGGUUUAAUAUUUAUUAUGAUUUUUGUAACUACAGCAGAGUUCCUGGAGGAAAACUACAGUUCCAUCUUUCCAGUAGAAAAAUGUGUCAGUAAAUUGUUGUGCUCUUUAGCCCUUACACAAUGAUUUAAAGUUCAUCACUUUCCCUUACAGUUUAAAGACAAGCAUGCAAGAUUUUAUGUUUAUGUUUGUAAGAAAUGACCUUCUGCAGAGGCAAUAAAGCAGAUUACACACAAUAACUAAAGUGUUAAUGUGUAUGCACUUAAACAAGAUAUACUUAUUUUAUUCUUGGUUACACUUUUGGGCAAAGAGUCAGAACAGAUUUGUAGACGGAAACACGUGAACCAUGUCCCUAAAUAUUCCCUUUUCUUUGUCUACUACAAAGUAUGUUGUAUUUUAAAGUACUUAUCAUUUUAUCUUUUGGAAUAAAAAAAUUCAUGUGGUAAACACUUAUUAACUGUUAACCCUUGGUGUUUUGCUUCACACUUUUGUGAGAAAUGUUGUUGUGCAGGACUGUUUUUGUCAUGUUAAAUUGCUUGUUAAUUUAAUUAAAGUCACAGUCUCAAAAUACUUAC
This is a messenger RNA of Poecilia reticulata (guppy), 1665 nucleotides long. RefSeq names its product pancreas/duodenum homeobox protein 1-like. Lineage: Eukaryota; Metazoa; Chordata; Actinopteri; Cyprinodontiformes; Poeciliidae. Gene Ontology annotation, biological process: neuron projection morphogenesis; spinal cord motor neuron cell fate specification; regulation of DNA-templated transcription. Gene Ontology annotation, cellular component: nucleus. Gene Ontology annotation, molecular function: sequence-specific double-stranded DNA binding; DNA-binding transcription factor activity, RNA polymerase II-specific. The record is from RefSeq and is a predicted model, not a curated record.